Messenger RNA from Helianthus annuus (common sunflower), 408 nucleotides. Its product is annotated as velvet complex subunit 2-like. The record is from RefSeq and is a predicted model, not a curated record. The transcript has a single exon. Lineage: Eukaryota; Viridiplantae; Streptophyta; Magnoliopsida; Asterales; Asteraceae. Bases 1 to 408 code for a protein of 135 amino acids.
AUGCACACACAUAAUCAUCACACCACCACCAUCCCAUCACCGCCACACCACCACUCAGUCACCAUCAUCACCAGACCACCACAACACCAUCACCAGACCACCACUCAGUCACCAACACCGUCACCACCACAACCCUCACCACCAGACCACCACUCAGUCACCACCCAUCAACACCCCACCAACACCACACCAUCACCACCGAUCGAAGCCCAAAUCCAACGCCACCACCGUACUCCCAUUUUCACCACCACCUCUGCUUCCAGCCACCAGACGCCAUCAUCAACCACCGCUAUCGGACUUCACCACCACCUCUGCUUCCGGCCACCACCACCCAUCACCACCAGCCCACCACCAUCACGACACCCUCACCGAAAUUCCAACCAUCACAUGCCGAAGUCAGUGUCAUAA